Wasmannia auropunctata (little fire ant) is the source of this 6883-nucleotide messenger RNA. RefSeq names its product elastin. Lineage: Eukaryota; Metazoa; Arthropoda; Insecta; Hymenoptera; Formicidae. The transcript has 5 exons. The record is from RefSeq and is a predicted model, not a curated record. Bases 1958 to 6403 code for a protein of 1481 amino acids.
CCCUCGAGCGAGCGAGGAAACAUCGAGCUCGUUUCGCCAUCUGCUUUUUCUCAAACAUUCAAUAAUAAAUAAAAAAUUCAUACGCAGUGCCUUCGAAAAAACUGAAUUUGGUUUGUAAAUUAAUGUGUCUUUAUGUAUCUCGUAAAUAACAACUUAACGCGCCAACACGGAUUUUACGAAAAAUUGUAUUGAUACAAAAAUUACCUUCAAUAAUUGAUAACGAUAUUCUCCGUACUUUAAUUUGACGAUUUAUAUAAACUCCAUGUGAGCUUUAAUUAUACUUAUCAAUUUGUUAAUUCAUAUUUUGUUAGCGCGUCGUCCUUCUAAUAAGAAAAAUUUUGAAAACGAUUAAUAGAGGCACCUCCGGAAAAAAAGCGCUCAAGUUUCUGUUCAAUUAUUGUAAUACUGAUCGGAUCGAAAAGUUGUAAAAGGUGAUAUUUAGAUAUCCGCGUGUGAGUUGCUUAUUCAUCAAUUCGGAGUAAUAGAUAGUCGCUUAUCUCUCCUUCUUGCGAUUUAGGGCACUUCGCGCGGCGUUGUGAAAUUCAGCAAAUCGACGACGUGUAUCAUCUAUCCGCGACGAUAAACGUGGAAAUGCGAUCUCCCGAGUAUCCCUCUACUUGCCUCUUAGGGCUCUUAGCCCUCUUCAUUCAUCGCUGAUAUGUUCGAGAAACAAGCCGAGUUGUAACUGCAAUUUCAAAAUUAUUACAACUGCGUUCGCGUAAGAAAACGCGCAACACGCUUUUGCACGAAACUGAUACCUACGGUCACUUCGACCAGACUCCGAUUACCUUUCCGGUAAGCAAAUCGUCCUCAUUGAAAUGCUAACAGAUUGGCAACAAAUUCAAUCAGAAAUUGCUAGCAAAUUAGCAUCAAUUAUGUUCGCAUGAUCGAACAUUUUGCAAAUAAAGCCUGCUGGCAUAAUUAAUAUUAAUAUAAUGUAAUAUUUAAUAUAACUCGACAGCUGAUUUUAUUCGUUUUCCGCCGUUAAGAUCUGAAGAUCUGCAUUCGACAAAUUUUGCUUGAUUUCUGCCAUCAUAUUUCGUUAACAAACUUUGCUAUAUUUUUACCAGUAUUGUAUAUACUACAAGUAUAUCCUGCAUCUCUGGUCCUUCUGUCGACAAAAGUACUACAACAAACGCUUUGCAGAUUUUAUUUCCGAUAGAUUGAUUUUCUGUUCUGGUUCAAUUGGCGAUUAAACUCAAUCAGCAAAAUAGCUUGCGGCAAAAUUUUAGACUGUAUAAUAUAAUUAUCCUGAAUCCUUCUUUGUGUUCAAACAACGAAGAGUUCAUAAUUCCAGCCACGUUAUCAAAGUGAUUAUAUAUGUUAUUCGACGUGUUAAUUGCUAAUUAAAAUUAAUUGGAGUCUGAUCGAAGUCGGUCCUUUAAAAAAUCGUUUUAAAUAAAGCCUUUUAAGCUCGUUAAAAAUCUAUUAAAGGCUCGUGUGGUAAAAUCUGUGAAAAAAAUUAAACGCACAUGAUCGUGAUUGAUUGUGUGAUUUUCCUAUCAAUUGUCACUUCAUCGGGUCGGCAAAAACUUACGUUCACAUUUUCGUCGAAUUUGACACUGGAUAUCGAUUCGAGAUCAUUUGCCGAAUGCCGAAUGUUUCAAUUCAUGACACUCCCUUAUUUUCCCUAUGGCAUGCGCCUAGUUGCGCUUAUCACGCUGUCGCGCGCGACUUGAAGGAGACAAUUAUUGAAAGAAAGCUUUGGAUGUCAAAGCUCACGCGAUAAGAACGAACAGACGAUACGGACUAGGCGGCCCGUUCUCAACCGCAACGCGCGCUUUUUUCACCCCCCUUUCGUCAGCGCUCGAGAUUCCGUCAAUGCCAUUUCCACACGGUACGAUUUACGACAGUCUUUAAAGAUCAAUUGGCGCCGACGAUCAAAGUGACGAAUUUAGCAGCUUCCCGCGUUUCCGUGGAAAAGACGCGUUUCGAUCGAUCUGUUUACGAGUAUGGGAUGAGAGAUACAGAAUACAAUAAUGAGGAGAAACAAUGGUCUUUCACUGAUGAUGUAACACAAUUCGUUGCAUACAAGAGUAGGAAGGAGAACGAUUGCUAUCUUGAAGAUAUAAAGCAGGGUCAGAAUGUGUCACGUAAGAAGCGACAAUCCAAGAUACUCUAUGCGUCCACCCUCCUCACGAAACUGGAGGCGUGGCGACUUGCUGGAGGUCGAAUCGUUGAUUUCUGCAACGGACGCAAUAUUCUUUUAUUACAAACAACGAGACCUGUACCUGGACAAACUCUCGAUCCCUUCCUCAAUGAAAUUCCUGUAGACGAAAACGACAUUUCGUCGAAACGCGUAGCUGACGUGGUUUUAAUACCGCUGAAAGCUCGGACAAAACGAGAGAUUCAACUCGAGCAACGAGAGAAGUUGAAUAAAAAUGUCAAUCAAAUUCGACAACGUCGGCAGACGAAUCAGUUUCGAGGGAAGUUUCGUGGACAGACGCAAUCUCAAUAUUUAAAUUUCAAUAGUGAUGAAACGAAAGAAGGCAAGGCUGAAGCUGAAGCUACUCAGCAAUCUUCGCAUGCCGUAGUUACUGGUAGUCGCGGAAUGGGUCAAGCACAAAGUAUGUCAUCAGGUGGUACUGGUUGUGAAGAUUGUCCUGGAUAUCCUGGAUAUCUUGGAUAUCCUGGCGUCGAGGGCACACCAGAUACACGAGUUCCACCUACUCCAGGUGUUGGAAUUACACCUGGUAUUACACAGCCAGGAAUCGUUCCUGGAGUUCCAACUUACCCUAGCACCUAUCCUGGUAUUCGUCCUGGAAUUAGACCAGAAACUUAUCCUGGAGGCAUCCGUCCUGGUAUUGUGGCACCGGGAGUUGACGGGACGUAUCCUGGAGGUGUUCGUCCUGGUAUCGUAACACCGGGAGUUGAGGGGACAUAUCCUGGAGGUGUUCGUCCUGGCACCGUGACACCGGGAGUUGACGGGACAUAUCCUGGAGGUGUUCGUCCUGGUAUCGUAACACCGGGAGUUGAGGGGACAUAUCCUGGAGGUGUUCGUCCUGGUACUGUGACACCGGGAGUUGACGGGACGUAUCCUGGAGGUGUUCGUCCUGGUAUCGUAACACCGGGAGUUGAGGGGACAUAUCCUGGAGGUGUUCGUCCUGGUAUCGUAACACCGGGAGUUGAGGGGAUAUAUCCUGGAGGUGUUCGUCCUGGUAUCGUAACACCGGGAGUUGAGGGGACAUAUCCUGGAGGUGUUCGUCCUGGUAUCGUGACACCGGGAGUUGAGGGGACGUAUCCUGGCGGCGUUCGUCCUGGCAUCGUGACACCGGGAGUUGAUGGGAUGUAUCCUGGAGGUGUUCGUCCUGGUAUCGUGACACCGGGAGUUGAGGGAAUGUAUCCUGGCGGCGUUCGUCCUGGCACCGUGACACCGGGAGUUGACGGGACGUAUCCUGGCGGCGUUCGUCCUGGCACCGUGACACCGGGAGUUGAAGGAAUGUAUCCUGGCGGCGUUCGUCCUGGUAUCGUGACACCGGGAGUUGACGGGAUGUAUCCUGGAGGCGUCCGUCCUGGUAUCGUGACACCGGGAAUUGAUGGAACGUAUCCCGGUGGUGUACAACCUGGAACUGUGAUACCAGGUGUCCAGCCUGGAAAAGUUCAGCCUGGAGGAGUCCAGCCUGGAGGAGUAUUACCUGGUGUAACGGUAGUUGGGACGUAUCCAGGAAGUAUUCAACCUGGAGUCCAACCGGGACAAGUUUAUCCUCCUGGUGGUAUUAUAACCACUUCAGUAACAACAGGUGCCACUGCUGUUACUGGUGUUGGAACUUAUCCAAUCAGUACUGUACCUGGAACAGGCUUACCAAGUGGAAUAUAUCCAGGAGUUCCUGGCACAGGACCUUAUCCCGGAACUGGAGUCUAUCCUGGUGUUCGUCCUGGUACUAUUCCAGGAACAAGUGUCGAGACAUACCCUGGUGUUGUUUCAGGAACAGUAACUCCUGGAGUUUAUCCUGGUAGUGGACAGCAGACUGUCGUAUACCGUCCGGAAGGUGUUCCAUCAGGCACUCUACCAGGCGGAGGUCAAAUUCCUGGUACAAUUACGACUACAUCUGGUACACAAGUAAUAACUUAUCCAGAUCGUCAACCAACGAACGGUCAAACAGUUUACCCAGGUAUUAUUCAACCUGGUAGGAUUCCUGAGAGAACAGGUACCCAAGUUACGUACCCAAGUGUUACAUAUCCUGGGACUAUUCCAGGUACAUAUCCUGGGACUAUUCCAGGUACAUAUCCUGGGACUAUUCCAGGUACAUAUCCUGGUGGUGUACAACCUGGAACUGUGAUACCAGGAGGCGUCCAGCCUGGAACUGUGAUUACAGGCGGCGUUCAGCCUGGAACUAUGAUUACAGGAGGCGUCCAGCCUGGAACUAUGAUUACAGGAGGCGUCCAGCCUGGAACUGUGAUACCAGGAGGCGUCCAGCCUGGAGGAGUUCAGCCUGGUGUACAACAAAUUACUUCUCCUGGCGGUACCUUAUAUCCUGGUCAAGUAAUCUAUCCAAGUGGCCAAGUGCCAACUUAUCCAAGUGGACAAUAUCCAGGCACGAGUGUCGGGAUUCCAGGAACAGGAGGCAUUCAGUAUCCAACAGGCACAAUAGAAGGUCAAAUAAUUGGUAGGCCUGGUGUUACUGGGCAAUAUCCUGGACAGUAUCCUGGUCAGUAUCCAGGCGGAGUCGGAGUAGAUAGUAGUCAGUAUCCAGGAAAGUUUUACCCGGGUAUGGUUGGAACUACAGGUACUGGAGAAGUUGCUGAAGGAUUAACUAGACCGAUGGGUCCAGCGGGUGUGGUGGAUGACGGUGCCCAGUCGCAAGCAUCGAGUUCCGUGCAACAGGUAGACUCGGGUACUCAAGCAAGCGCUUCUUCUCAGGGUAAAUAUGGAUCGGGUACAGCUCAGUCGCAAGUGACAGGCACUUACAGCGGUUCCGGCAGCUUCUCGGCCCAAGCUGGCACCAGUGACGCCGACAAGAGUGCCCAGGCUGAAAUCACUGGCGGUAAGGAAGGAGCUACUAGCAAUGCACAAGGAGCUGCCGGUUAUGGAAAGAGUCAGGCGCAGGUUCAAUUGGAUUCCGAUUCCGGAGCUACCUCGACAGGUGCUCAGAGCAGCGGCUGGAAUCAUGGAACCAAUUCGCAAGUGCAAGCGAGCUCCAAGGGCGGAAUGGCGGAUGCUCAGGCAAACGGCGAGGGCAGUACCUCCAGCCAGGCGCAGAUCGGAUUCCAGCCGUAUCUGAAGAGCGACGAUGAAAAGGUGGAGAAGCACGCGACGCCAUUUGGCGGCAGUGGAACGGCAUCGGCCCAAAGUGGCACUCAUCGAGGUCAAUCUCAGUCCCAGCUGCAAGGUUCUUUUCAAUACGGGAUCACGUACACCGGCGCGGCACAAGCCGGUUCCGGAUCUGGUGCCGCAUCCUCGCGGAAGCCCUUCAACUUCACUGACACCGAACUCUUCAAGCCCUUCAAGCCAGCUCCUCCUUUGAAGGUGAAUGUUGACAGCGCACAAUCGAGUCCGUCGACAAGUUCGAAUUACAAGCAGGACGAAAACAGGCAGAAUCGCGAGCAAGGUUUGCAAAGCAGCUCGACCUCGAGACAGACCGUCGUGUUGACUUCCAAGAACAAUCCAAACGACGCUGCCGACAAGAAAGUGCUGUCUACUGAAAAACCACGAAUGGACGACACGGCGUACGACGAAUACGACGACGACUACGAGGACGAUUAUCCUACGGCAACGGGUUCGAAGUUGACCAUCAAAGAGAAGCUCUCGGACUCGAGUCAACAGAAACUCGACAAGACCAUUCAACAGCAGAGUCGCAGUCAGUCGCAGACGAUACAGGUUGCCAAGGGGAACCAGUACAAGAUCCACGUUAGUCAAGAUUCAAACGUACCGCGAACGGGUGAUACUCUGCAACCGGGACAAUCCGUGUCAGGGUACACCAUCCCGUCUGGAUUCCGCGGCCGAGUAGUGUCGACCUCCGGCACCGAGACCGUUGCUCAGGGCGACGGCAGAUCUCAGUCGCAGACUGUAUCUUUGGUACCGAAGGACUUCAACAGUACCAAGUCAUCGCUCGUCACGGAGACCAGGUCGCUUCAGACUAAUCACGACCGUUAUUACAUUGGCCGGCAUACAUCGAACAGCCAAGGAUCUCCCGUCAAUCAAGGCGUGCCUUCCGAUAAGCGCACGAGACCUACCCCGGCGGUAGCGGCGAAGCCGAGUUACUACACCGUGACCAACAGUUUCGCUGGCAAGAUGAACGGCAACAACGAACCGAGAAAGUACGAGCAUCGAUAUUACACCAAGAGUUCCACCUGCGGAUACUUCACGUUCUCCUGCAACGUCGUGUACGGUUCCAACGGCAGAACGAAGAUCUGCAAGCCGAAAGUGCCGACGUAUGCCGAUGGCACGCCUAUGAGGUGUUGAGAUCACCAGAAUAUAUAUGGGGAUGCAACGAUAAUUACUUCUAUAAAGCAUCCUAAAUUAAUUGAAUUCACUUUUUUCCGCGUUGUAUAGUACAGUGGAAUUUAUGUGACUCGCUUAGAUAGAUUAGAUCGUAUUUGACUAAUUUCGCUUUCGCGCGCGUCGACAUUGUAACUCGUUCCAUCAUAAAUUCGAGUGAUACAUUUCCUCUUCAGCAGCUUUAAUAGGUAAAAUAAAUGUAGAAGUAAAACGCGAAUACGGAUAGAAAGCUUUCGUUCCUAUGGACUAGUAAAUGAAGACUAUAGAUCUUUCGGGAAAUUCUACAGGACUGAACGUUACGCCACAAACGUUACUUCAAUGCUGUAAUUUCUUUAUUGAGGUACUUCCAAAUUAUUGACUGUAUAGCAUGGUGAACAUCGUGUUGUUACAUCAAAUCGCUGCUAUUUAUUGAGUUUUGUCAAUAAAAUACAUUUUUAACUAGAA